CAUUUUAAACCCAUUUCCACCACCCCACCCCACUUUUUUUGUUUGUGAUCGUUGAACAAAUAGAACGACUCAAUCUCAUUCUCCCUUUUUGUUCAUUCUUUCUUUUCCAAAGCAAUAAUGCCCAAAAGCUCGGCUGGACUGUCGACGCCUGCUGCUGCCGCGGCCAAGGCUGGCAAGAGCUUCAAGAAGACCGCUCCCGAGCCGCUGCCGUCCACCGAUGCCGCCACCGAUGCGAGUGCGAGUGCGAGUGUCGACAACCCCUUUGCAGCUCGGCAGCAGAUGCUCGCAGACAUGAAGUGCAAGACGCUCAAGAAGGACUUGUACAAGCAGCUCAAGCACGACAAGUCGGUCGCUCGUCGAAAGGAGCGCGACCAGAAGCUAGCCGAGCGCCGUCAACUCGGAGACGCGGCGCCGCCAAAGGAAGUCCCAAAGACCAUUGAAAGCACGCGCGAGUUUGAUGAGACGAUCGUCAAUCCCGACGACCAGGAGGUCGUUGAGGACGAAGCCAUGGACGAGUUUGCCAACUACUUUAACGGCGAAACACUCCCGAAGCUGCUCAUUACAACGAGCAUCAAGCCCGUUGGCGAAACGUUCAAGUUUGUGCAAGACCUUGUCACGGCCAUUCCCAAUGCCACCUACGUUCCCCGCCAAAAGUUUGACUUGAAGCAAAUCAUUGAGUUUGCCAAAAAUCGCGAGUUUACAGACGUGAUGCUCAUCAACGAGAACAACAAAGAAGCCGAUGGUCUUAUCAUUACACACCUUCCUGACGGACCCACGGCCCACUUCAAGCUCAGCAGUAUUCAGAUUGCCAAAACUAUUCGAAACCACGCGCGCUCGAGCGACCAUCGACCGGAACUUGUGCUCAACAACUUCAAUACUCGAUUGGGCCACACCGUUGGUCGCAUGUUUGCCACACUUUUCCCGCACGAUCCAGAGUUUGUGGGUCGCCGUGUCAUCACCUUCCACAAUCAGCGUGACUUCAUCUUCUUCCGCCACCAUCGCUACAUUUUCCGCAAUGCCCAAAAAGUGGGUCUCCAGGAGAUUGGGCCCCGAUUUACGCUUAAGCUGCGAUCCCUGCAAAAAGGCACAUUUGACGCCAAGUACGGCGAGUACGAGUGGACACAUAAGCGUGGAGAAAUGGACACAAGUCGACGACGCUUCUUCUUGUAAUGUUUGCUCUGAUCGUGCCAGCAUCGAAUUCCAAUGCUCGAAAGGUGUGGACACAAAUAAUUGUUUUUUUUUUUCUUGGAUUUCAACUUUAACUAAACAAGAUAUAUUAUUACUCGA
Capsaspora owczarzaki ATCC 30864 is the source of this 1287-nucleotide messenger RNA. RefSeq lists its product as hypothetical. Gene Ontology annotation, biological process: maturation of 5.8S rRNA; maturation of LSU-rRNA. Gene Ontology annotation, molecular function: rRNA primary transcript binding. The coding region runs from base 118 to 1170 and encodes 350 amino acids. Gene Ontology annotation, cellular component: nucleolus; preribosome, large subunit precursor. NCBI's taxonomy places the organism in Eukaryota, Filasterea, Ministeriida, Capsasporidae. The transcript has 7 exons. The record is from RefSeq and is a predicted model, not a curated record.